Molecule: messenger RNA, 888 nt
Organism: Acromyrmex echinatior (Panamanian leafcutter ant)
Lineage: Eukaryota; Metazoa; Arthropoda; Insecta; Hymenoptera; Formicidae
Product: protein lethal(2)essential for life
Biological process (GO): protein refolding; response to heat
Cellular component (GO): cytoplasm; nucleus
Source: RefSeq, a predicted model, not a curated record
UAUAUAUAACGGUCGCGACGACAGUCGUCCUCAUUACAAAAUACACGAAGCAUCGCAUCGUACGCAGAUAGAUCAGCCGGUAUAUACCUUCGUUCAUUGAUUUCUUCGUCAAACUAAUUUAUUAGUAAAUAAAAAGAGAAUCUUACGACAUUAUGUAUCUCUUGCCAUUGUUAUUCUCAAAUCUUCAUUUGGGAUUGGAUAUUCCUACCAAUGUGAUAGACCUCUCCGCUGGAACUCUCGGUAGAAACCUUGCUCGAUCGCGAUUACUCUCUCGCUUCCGUGAUCGUUCUUCGAUCAAUUUUCAUGGUCGCGAGGUUUUGAAUUUCAAUCCUUAUAUCUCAUGGAGGAACUUAAAUCGUAACAAACCUGUCAUCAGUACUACGAGUAUCGACAGUGAUGGCUUCAAAAUCACCGUAAACGUACAGCAGUAUAAUCCGGAGGAGAUCACCGUCAAAGUGGUAGACAAUUGGGUGAUUAUCAAGGGCAUACACGAAAAACAAAACAAGUCCAACGUUGGAUCUCAGCAGUUCGUGAUACGAUAUCUAUUACCUAGUAGCACCAACAUCGAGCAUAUAACAUCUUCGACAUCGAGUGAUGGCAUCUUGACGAUCACAGUACCGUUGAAGACAGAUCAAAAGGUGAUCCAGAUCGAGCAGAGCAGACAAUCGGUUUCUUCUAAUAAUACGGGACAGGUUCGUCCGGGACAAAUUGGCACGGAACAAAUUGAUGCUAGACAAGAUGGAUUUGCUGGCGCAAGACAAGCUGAAGUGGACGCGAGUUCUGCUGGUAUGGGACAGGCUGACCGCGUGGGACAGAAUUCUAGGAAUUAUGGCGAAACAAGAUGCGCUUGAAAUUUUCGUGUUUUUUUUUAAUGACACAUAUACCACG